Molecule: messenger RNA, 5386 nt
Organism: Ceraceosorus bombacis
Lineage: Eukaryota; Fungi; Basidiomycota; Exobasidiomycetes; Ceraceosorales; Ceraceosoraceae
Source: the annotation of a GenBank genome assembly
AUGUCGGGUCUCGGCAUCUCUUUUGAUGCACCUUUGAUGGCACAGAGGUCGCACCAACAGCAUCACCGCGCCCCGACGCGACCUCAAUCUUCGUACGCUUCUCUCUCAUCGGCAGCAAGCAGCAGCGGCAGCGAUGCGGGCAUACCUCGUCGUCCGGCCAGCAGCGUGGAUCGACGCGUACGCAUCGCCAGUGGGCUUCCCAACAUCAUGGGUGCUACCCCACAAUCCAGCCAGGCAAGCCCAGAUUCUGCUCUCGACUCCGCAAGCUCAAUUUCGGUAUCCAGCACUCGCAGCAGCGGCUAUGGCUCCGACCGUGGUGGGGGGCGCACCGAGAGGCUGAGUGCCGCGGUCGCGAAGCUCAAUGCAGAGCAGGAUCAAGAUGACGAUAUCUUGACACCAGCAUCCUCAUACACCUCUUCGGUACAAGACGGUGCAAGCGAGGCAAGCUCAGCCAGGUCUAGCGCCGCUCGUCGGGCCCAAACUAUCCGCAAGCAAGCCAGUCAACCAAUACUAAGUCGCAGCAGCACCAUACGCUUUCCGCAAACGAUCCAGCUGAACGCUCAAACUCAAGCGAUGGGUCGCAGUCGCUCGCAGAUGUCUCUGAACUCAGCGUACUCCGGCGGAGCUGCACAGCUGGGACGCACCACGGAGAUCGGUCGUGGCAGCCAACGCGGACCACGAGUGCGUGCUCGAACUUUAGAAUCGGCCAAGAGCGCAAAGGAACCACGCAUGGUCCCUGACGGUUUUGGUGGAUGGGCGCCAGCCGAUCAGGCCGACGAACAAAUGAACAAAGCGAGCGCUGAAAGACCAGAGGCGAACGAGGUCCCCGCUUUUGACGGCCCAGCUCUGCGCGCUGAUACGGCCCAGCAGCAGUCCGCUUUAAUGACAUCGGACAACCACGGCACCCAGAAUGUACCGGGUGCUAUGCCCCGCGGGCCUCCGCAGCGUCCCGAGGGUCAUCAGAGACGACCCGCGACUGCUCAGGCCAGAUUUCGUGUCGGAAGCUUCUACGGCGCGAAUGGCGAGGUGACCGCUUCGCUUGACUCUGAAGGCAGGCUUGCUCGACCAAGCCCACCAGCAUCGGAAACUCAACAAAGCUCAAUACACAGCCACAGACGUAGUCAGAGUGGCGGUCCUCGUGCCCAACACAUGUUCUCGCCGCCUGGCUCCACGUCGAAAGAGGUCAGCAAUCUUCAUGGAGCUGAGAACGUUGUGCGCAUGCGAAGCCUGCGUGGCUUCAACGGUCUUGAGGGUGCGGAGCGAGGUCAGUCCAUGGUCAGUUUGGAUUCACUUCAUUCUAGCUAUCAAAUGGGCGAGCACAUCGUUCCCGGUCGAGUGAAGAACUCUGAUCAAGAGAGUAUACUUAGCUCGGCUAGACCGUCUGAGAGCGAUGAAUUCUCCGGCUGCGCUUCGGGCACAGAAGUUGGUCCUGGUGACAGCAUCAGCAACGUCGGCGGAAAGUCUGUCGCUGGCGGGACGCCGCAGGGCUCCGGUGCCGCCCAACAGCGCAACAGAGUCGCGGCUGCUAGCGCUGCAUCGUCACGUCCCCGAAGCCAAAGCAUGUCGGCGGCUGCUAGCAAUGUCUCUGGGCUGGAGCGACAUCCUACACUGCUGAGCCAGGCAGGCAACACGGCCCGACGCUCGCGGGACUUGAGCCGCCUUCUGGACCCGGCCGCCACCAAAGCUGGCAAGCCUGUACCCACCUCAGGCGUUGCUCUGGGCUCUUCGGUUGGAAGCGCUGCCGCCUCUUCUGAGGUUUCCAGCAACCCCUCCGAUCGCCUCAGCGAUGCGCAAGCCGCUGCGCUACCACCUGCAGUCCUCGAGCAGGGUCGCUCUGGAAAAGCUCGCGUGGAUGUGGACGUCGUGCUCGAGAGCGAUUUGAUCGUCGAGGGCGGCAUGUUGCGCGGAAGACUGGAAAUCAAGCUGCGCAAACCGACAGACAAGAAGGCAGCAGCGCUGAUGCUUGCGCAGCCGAAAAUCCGCAUCGUUGGCUUUGAAGAGCUGCUCAAUGACGACACCCGCCACAUCUUCUACCACCACGCUACGGCCAUCGACGGCGAUCGAUCUGACGGCGGUCCUUCGGAGCCGUACGUGCUGCACGGCAGCCCCGACCUGUGCUCUCCGCAAGCUGAAGGCAGAGCUCCGCUCCCGUGUUUCGCAUCUGCACCUGACUCGGAAGGCUACUAUAUUGGUGCAGAAGGCAACCACUCCAUUCCGUUUACGCUCGAGAUGCCGGUCGGAAAGGGCGCAAAAGGUGCUUUCCGUGGCAAGCACGCCGUUGUUCGCUACAUCGUCAUUGGGUGAGUGGCUCAGUGACAACAGACAUAGAACGUUGAUUCUGACCCUCGAAUUUCGACCCUACCUCAACAGCUCCGUCAAGCUCAAGGAUGCUGAUGGUUCCAACAGGUCCAUUGCUCAUUUCUACCGCCACGUCGAAUUGUUCCCCUAUUUGAACCCUGCCGUAGUGCUCUCGUCUGCGUCCAAGCCAGUACAGGCGCGUGCCAGCAAGAGCCUCUUCCUAGGCGGCUCUGGAAAGGUACACCUCACUGCUAGCUUGCACCGCUCCACCUGGGUAGCUGGUCAACGUGUCUACGUCAACAUCAAUAUCAACAACGACACGAGCAAGAGAGUGAGUAAGCUCGCAUUGAUUAGUGAGAGCAGCGGGCGGCAGACAUAUUGACUCUGCCCUAAACCUCAGCUUAAAAACAUCACGCUAGCUUUGGUCCGCACCGUCGUGCUAUUCCGCCCACGACCUGAGCUCGACCUGGGCAAAUCGGUACCGGAUAAGCCACACGAAGCCUACGUCGAUCCGGAUGCUUGCAACACAGCCACCAGCAGAAAGAAGAUUAGCGAGGAAACGCUCGAGAUGGGCCAGAAGGGCACAAAGGGUUCCUUCACCGCAAAAGGCUGGUGGACCGGCGUCGAGGCCCACAAAGCUUUGGAAUUCUCCCACUACAUGCGUGUGCCUUCGGAUGCGCUCAGCAUUUCGCGAGGACGCCAUGUCGAGGUGACCUAUUCGGUCAAGGUUUCCGUCAGCAGUUCCUUGUCCGCUGAUGUUUCUGUGGAGCUUCCUUUGCGGGUUAUCAACUUCGUCUCUCUCGAUCCUCCUCCCCUCAAAGCGCCGAAGUGGAAGAACGGGGCGGACUGCAACCUCGCUCGAUCGUGGAACUCUAGCGUCGGUCCUGCUUCUGGAUCAUCGCCAGCUGCAGAUGCGCCCUUGAUUGAGCGGGUCCGCUCAGCCGAGGCGUUGCGAAGCCCUCAAAGAAUGGACUAUGGCCCUGCCUCCUCCCACUUACCCCUACCGUCAGCACGAGCUGAGCAACAAUAUCAGCAGCAGCAGCACUUGAAGCCACCCGAAGCAACGAGCGCCCGCCGCUUGCAGCACCAGAAAUCUUUAGACUUCAUCAAUCAUGCCAUCAGAAGCGCCACCGCUCGACGCGGUGGCGCUGGAGGCAUUUCCCAGAGCAAUCUGCCGAUGGGCCUGGGCAUCGAUGUUCCAGAAGGCGCAAACUCCGAAGGAGAGGCGGACAACUCCAGCCCUCAAGAUCGAUCGGGCGGCAGAGCCAGCUCUGGCUCAUCCGAAGAUGCCAUCGAUCCAAGCUGUCUUCCAUUCGACGCUCAGCAGCAUCAACAGAUGCAGCAAAUGCAGCACAUGAUCAUGCAGCAGCAGAUACAAGCCAUGGGAUACGGCGUGCCGGUCCCAUUGCUGCAAGUCGCUUCUGUGCCGCUCGACGAUGUCGAUGAUGACUCGGAUGAUGGACAAGGCUACGAAGAUGAGAGAGACCGUACGCUCAACCUCAAUGACGAAAGCGUCGAUGAAGUCCAGGAAGUCAUUGGCUCAGCUCAAUUGAGCACUCACUCACCAGACUUUGUCUCUUCUUCGAAUUACUACGCUUCUUCACUCGCUGCUACUAGCGUCGACGAGGCGGAUCUGUCGGAUGAGUCUAUAGAUGCCGAGGUUCCCUCUACUGAGACCCCGAGAGAAGAUGACGAGUAUGACGAGGAAGAGGAGCGGUUGCAAGCUCGCCUGACAAUCAUGCAGCAGCGCGAGGCAACGCGACUUCAGCAGGCUCAGCAUGGCCAAAUGGCUAACGCAGCUGUCAUCUCUGAGUCGCAACAGGCCACCGACUCUCGCUGUGACGAGGACGACGAUGCCCGUACGCCCAUCGCCCGAUCGCCGUCCAAGAUGGCACCUCUCAAGCACGAGGCUACUCCAAGCUCACAGGUGCCUGCGGCUAAACUUCAGCAGGAGCGCUCUCUUCCUCGCAAAGGCUCGAACUUGACGCGCACUUCCAACGUCAAGACAGCCUCUCGGCCUCCUUCGCCCAGCAAGUCAGCUCCAGCACCCACCAAGUCGGCUUUGAAAGGCAAGUCGAGCUUCACAUUCGCGACUGCGGACGCCCCACUCAAGUCAAAGUCCGCUACAGCCGGAUCCUCGUCUCUCACUGCUGGACCUGUGGCGCAUUUCAAGCUGCGUGCCAAAGUCGCGCCCUCGCAGAUGGCCGAGGCGAUCCAAGCUUCACCUUCAAAUUCAAGUCUCGCCUCGCCAAGAAAGACCACUGAGUCUCGCCGCCAGGCUGUGCCAGCCUCGCCCACCAAGGCCAACCUUCCCAAGACCCUCAAAAAGGACGAGCCCAACCAAGGCAAACGCCAGGUGUCAAACGCUCGGAGAGAGUCUUGUGCAAGCAGCACUGCCAGCAUCGACACGAGGUCUUCGUCACCGGCAUCGAGUGCAUCCGAAGCGCGAACGCCCGAAAGCGCUUGCGAAGAAUUGCCAUCAAGGAUCGUCGAUGACGCCGGAACGGCAGGGGUUGGUGAUGAGACCUUGACAGCUUUGCGCGCUCAUGUACCUCAAACGAAGCAAGUCAUUACUACUCCGACGCGCUCAAGCAGCGCCAUCCCUGAACACAGUCCUGCGAGGAGUAACUUGACGCCAUCACAAAGCGCCGACCGACUACAUCGGUCAGAGAGCACAAUGAAGCUGAGAGGCAGCUCUAUCGUCGUACCGUCCGUCCGUGACAAGAUUGCCAUGCUCGAGCAUCGCAAGACUGCUCUCCGCGAUUUCCGCGGCGAAAGCUGCUCUCCCAAUACAACCCCUACCAGAAACGCGGCGAGUUUGACGCCUGGAGGGACACCUGGCAGCGAAGGAAGAGUUGCGAGUGCGUCAGCAGCUCUAGUUGCUCGUACGAGUGGCUCUAGAGAGGGUGAAAUGGCGUCGUCGCCCAACAGCCACCGCAUACAGCGCAAGGGCAGCAUGCUCAGUGUAGCAAGCAACGCCACCGAGGCAUCUUCAGCGUCCAAUGGCCUCCGACGCGCCCCUAGCGUCAUGUCAUUCCGUGCUCCUCUCUUCAAGACCGAAAUUGCACCUCCUCUGCCUGGCAGUUAG